AAAUGAAGCUGCCUUGCCUUGCCUUGCCUUACUCCUCUACAUCUCACCACUCCCUCUUGGCGAUGGACCACUGAGAGGUGGAGCAGCACUGGAAGAGGAGAGCUGCAACAUCACAUUUCCUGAAUUGAAAGUGAAAGUUUGUCUGAGUCACAGCUGAGCUGCAGUCGAGUCAAGUGUCUCUGUUUCUCUCUAAAGAAACAUUCAACUGAAUCCAGCAGCGUUUUUUCUCAAUAACAGCAGGAUCUCUGCCAAAAACUGAGUGUCGAUAUGUCUGCUGCCAGCUGUCUGCUGACUGAAGAUCAGUUUCUGUGCUCCAUCUGUCUGGAUGUGUUCACUGAUCCAGUCACCAUACCAUGUGGACACAACUUCUGUAAAACCUGCAUCACUGAACACUGGAAUAUUAAUGUCCGGUGUCAGUGUCCCAACUGUAAAGAAGCUUUCAACUCCAGACCUGAGCUGCGGGUCAAUACUUUCAUCUCUGAGAUGGCUGCUCAGUUCAGACAGUCAGCACAGCAGAAAGCCAGCAGCAGCAGCAGCUCAGAGAAACACGUGUCCAAACCAAGAGAAGUUCCCUGUGACAUCUGCACUGGAACCAAACUGAAGGCCCUGAAGUCCUGCCUGGUGUGUCUGGACUCCUACUGUGAGACUCACCUGGAGCCUCAUCUGACAAGAUCAGGCCUGAAAAAACAUCAGCUGAUCGACCCUGUGGAGAACCUGGAAGGCAGGAUGUGUACGAAGCAUGAUAAACUGCUGGAGCUGUUCUGUAAGACUGACCAGACGUGUGUCUGCAUGCUCUGCACUGUUUUAGACCACAAGAUACAUGAUGUUGUUCCUCUGAAACAAGAAUAUGAAGAAAAGAAGGCCGAGCUGGGGAAGACAGAGGCUGAAAUUCAGCAGAUGAUCCAGAAGAGACGACUGAAGAUUCAGGAGAUCAAACACUCAGUGGAGCUCAGUGAGGAAGAUGCAGACAGAGAGAUAGCAGAAGGUGUUCACGUUUUCACCGCUCUGAUUGAGAGAAGCCAGGCCGAGCUCAUGGACACGAUCAAAGAGAAGCAGAGAAAGAUGGAGAAACAGGCUGAAGGCUUCAUCAAGGAGCUGGAACAGGAAAUCUCUGAGCUGAAGAAGAGAAGCACUGAGGUGGAGCAGCUCUCACAGUCUGAAGACCACUUCCACGUCCUCCAGAGCUUCACGUCCCUGAACGCUGCUCCGCCCACUAAGGACUGGACACAAGUCAGCGUCCGUCCACCGUCAUAUGAGGGGACUGUGGUCAGAGCUGUCAAUCAGCUGGACGAGACGCUCAGUAAACAGAUGAAGAAGCUGUUGGAUGUUGAGCUGAAGAGGGUUCAGCAGUUUGCAGUGGAUGUGACACUCGAUCCUGAUACAGCAAAUCCCUGGCUCAUCCUGUCUGAUGAUGGAAAAGUAGGUAAAUAUGGUGAUGUAGGGAAUGAUCUCCCAGAUAACCCAGAGCGAUUUGAUGCUUGUGCUAAUGUCUUAGCAAAGCAGAGUUUCUCUUCAGGAAGAUUUUAUUAUGAGGUUCAGGUUAAAGGGAAGACUGACUGGGAUUUUGGAGUGGCCAGAGAGUCGAUCAACAGGAAGGGAGAGAUCACACUGAAUCCUCACAAUGGUUACUGGACGAUAUGUUUGAUGAAUGAACAUGAGUUUGAAGCUUGUGCUGACACUCUAAUUGAUCUCUCUCUGAAGUCUCGUCCUGAGAAGGUGGGGGUGUUUGUGGAUUAUGAGGAGGGUCUGGUCUCCUUUUAUGACGUUGAUGCUGCAGCUCUCAUCUACUCCUUUACUGGCUGCUCCUUCAAAGAGAAACUCUACCCAUACUUUGGUCCAUGUCCUAACUAUGGUGGUAAAAACUCUGCCCCUCUGAUCAUCUCUCCUGUCAUUCUCACUGAGUAGAAUGAUAUGACUUUCUACAGAAAUAUUCACUCAUUUAAUGUAAUAUUGUUUCAAAUUCUGAUCAAUGUGUCUUAUUUCCAUGUUUUUCUUCAAUAUGCCACAUUGCAACUACAACACACAUAUUAUAUAACACUAAUUGAUAUUAUCUACCAUAUUAAAAUGUAUACAAAUAUUAGACGAGAGGGUUUGAUUUAACGGCAUUAACGUGGUAUGAAACAAGGUCCGUAAGCAUCACUGAAGUGCCAAUAGUAUGACGUUAAAUCAAACCCUCGAGUCAACUUGAGCUAACGUUAGCGUUGUAGAGAUCGUGGGAUUCCCAAACUGAAUAACUACAACACACCUAACACUAAACUGCUUUGCUAGCUCAAUCUUGUUAUAACUAAGAUAUCUGCUGAAAAAAAUAAAUGUUUCCAUUGACAGAUUUAGCCCUUGUACUGUCCGCAAAAUUCACAUGUAGCAGCUUUUUACAUAGCACCAAGUCACAGGCACAGCUGAUCCAAACAUUUCCAGUGAAAGUUAAUUUCAGAGCGUGGCAACAAAUAAGUAAUUUAAUCCAGUGAAUUACUUUAUAUUAGGGCUGUCAGCAUUAAC
Messenger RNA from Perca fluviatilis (European perch), 2496 nucleotides. RefSeq names its product E3 ubiquitin-protein ligase TRIM21-like. Gene Ontology annotation, molecular function: zinc ion binding; protein binding. The record is from RefSeq and is a predicted model, not a curated record. The coding region runs from base 268 to 1905 and encodes 545 amino acids. The transcript is spliced from 2 exons. Lineage: Eukaryota; Metazoa; Chordata; Actinopteri; Perciformes; Percidae.